Messenger RNA from Diabrotica balteata, 1167 nucleotides. The record is from the annotation of a GenBank genome assembly. NCBI's taxonomy places the organism in Eukaryota, Metazoa, Arthropoda, Insecta, Coleoptera, Chrysomelidae.
AUGAAAGUGUUUAUUGUUGUUGCUUUUUUUAUUGUGGCAUCGCCAAACUGGAUGGAUAUGAGCAAUGGAUCUCUUAUAAGAAUUCCUCUAAAGAAACAAGUCAACAAUGAACAAACAAGAUUGCGUAAUAGGGCAAGAAGUGCACUACAUGGUAAAUUUAGAAACACGGGAGAAGUACCUUUAACCAAUGAGAAUGAUAUGUCCUAUUAUGGAGAAAUCGGUAUUGGAACUCCUCCACAAAAGUUCAACGUAGUUUUUGACACCGGAUCUCCUGACCUUUGGGUUCCUUCGUCCAAGUGCGAAAAUGUUGAUAAAAACGAUUGCCUAAACCAUAAACAAUACAAUGCUAGCAAAUCUUCAACAUAUCAAGAGAUCGGUACACCUUACCACAUAGGAUACGGAACAGGAAAUUUAGAUGGUUUUUUAUCCGAAGAUAAUGUAGAGGUUGGUGGAGUAGUCGUAAGAAAUCAAAUUUUCGCUGAAGCAACUAAAGAAUUCGAAUUUUAUGGUUUAUCCGAUGGUAUUUUAGGAUUAUCUUUUCCAGCAUUGUCAUCUCAAAAUAUUCCUACAGUUUUUGAAAAUAUGAUUAAACAAGGUUUACUGGACAAACCAGUGUUUUCGUUUUAUCUGAGUCAAGCUGCCAAUGGCGAUAAAGGAGAACUGCUGCUUGGUGGAUCAGAUCCAAAAUAUUACAAAGGCAAGUUCGCCUAUGUACCAGUAUCAAGUAAGCGCGAUUGGCAAGUAACUACAGACGGCAUUUCUGUAGGCGAUCAUGAACUGUGUCAAGAUGGAUGUGAAGCAAUUAUAGAUACUGGUACUUCUCUAAUCUAUGGGCCAGCCGAGGAUAUUGAAAAUAUCAACAAAGGCAUCGGUGCAAAAUUGUAUACUUCCGGUGUAGAAGAAUCUUACUAUAUUGAAUGUAACACAAAUUUCAAAGAUCUCCCUAAUGUAGUAUUUUCUUUUGGAGGCCAACAAUUUGCCAUUCCUUCUAAAAUGUAUAUAGUAAGGGACGACGAUAAGUGCUUAACUAGUUUCCGUACACGAAGUGCAUUGAAUUUAGGAAAUAGAUUGCUGGUAGGAGAUACGUUCCUGAGAACUGUUUACACCGAAUUCGAUUUUGGCAAAGGACGCAUUGGAUUUGCAAAACUUGCAGAUGUAAAUUUAUAA